GAAGGGGGUGGGGGAGAGGGGGCUGGGUGUUACUGAAGAGUCCCUCUGUUUUAUUUAUAAGAACAGAAAUGUCUGUUAUUCCAGGAAAAAAAAAUUGAAAAAAAAACUUUUCAACAAGUAAGUGUCGUGCUGGCGAUCUGCGCUUAGACAGCAGGCGGGAUAAGAGGAGAGGACGACACCUUGUUCCCGGUAAUUUAGGGGGGAGUGAGAGACGGGAGCAGUGGCUGUUCCUUUGCAUUUAGGACAGUUCGCAUUUAUUUGUAAUAAGUUAUAUUUAGUAUGCUGUGGUGUUGAUUCCGCUUAUUGUAAUAUCUCGGCGUUUCAGGGAAAAAUGCAGCAACUUAAAAAGUGACGAUCGCUAGUUAAGAUUUCUUUUUUAAUUAAAAAAGUGACUUUUCCCGAAAAAGUUCUUUUUUAUAUAAGUAUAAAACAGGUGAUUGUUUUAAACAAGCUUCCGUGGUGUAUCUCCGUGCUUGUUUUUUUUUACUAUCGAGGGGCUUUUUUUUUCUUUUCUUCUUAAAAUUUCGCUGUAGUGAACUACAUCUAAAUUCCAGAUUUCAAAAGACCGAGCUAUUUUUAUACGAUUAACGGAAACAAAGCUUUCAUUUACCUAGCAUAGGGAGGUUGAGGGAUGGAAUUUUUUAAGCUAAAUAUUUGAGUUUAAGCGUGACAAAUGAAUUGACGGCUAGUGGAGAAGAAGUUUCUAAACUUCACUUGGCAAGGGCUUUUUUUCUUUCGCGCGUGUGUGAGGUGUUUCGCCGGCAAGACACUCUGUUUAAAUUGGGAAACUGUCCCCAGCUUGGUCCCGACUGGCACAAUGGAAAGGGGAAGUGGGAAAUACAGCAUAGGAAACGGCUGGGUCUCCCGAUGAUGGAGUAAAGCCGUUUGUUCUGAAACAGCCACCGCUGCGGGCACCUCAGAGGCACGGACAUCUGCCGCGUUUGCGCCUCCAACUUGCCACUCUAUUCAGUAACUCUCGCUGCCGCCGACCUGCUUGCCUCCCUUCGCUCUCUUCUUCUUCUUCUUCUUCGCCGCCGACAAUUUGGGAGCUCCCCUGACCGCCCGCAUGCACUCCCGGGUCCGGUGCCAUGUUUGACAAAAUGAAUGCCCUCGUCUUACUGUAAGAUAAUCCAAACAGAGAUGGAACUUCUUUCCCACUUUCUGGAAGACUGAGUUUUGUUCCACACACUUUCAGAAGGAGUGUUUGAAAGUGAAUUUCAUUCCAAUGCUGACUUUGAAAGAUCCAAAAACAGAUCGAGAAACUGCUUCCAGAAGCCUCUGCUGUAUGUAGACCAGAGGCUUGAAUUUAUCGUGAGAUCUGCACCCCUGCUUGCACAUCCCACUCCAUGUGUGGUUCCAGAUCAAGACCUCCAGACUGCAUCUGAAGACUUGCGUGGAUGGGAAAAGCGUACACGCACCUGUGUCCCUGCAGGGUUCUGGCAAAUGUGGCGCUCCAAUGAAGAUCAGCAGCAGACCACAGACAAGGACAGGCUUGCCUGAAGAGUGAGCCGUCAAGUGUGAGAGAAAUUCAGCAGAUUAAGUGACAUCAGUUUCAAGGGGAUGACCGAGCGCAUUCACAGCAUUAACCUGCACAAUUUCAGCAACUCUGUACUUGAGACCCUCAAUGAACAGCGCAACCGUGGCCACUUCUGUGACGUGACGGUGCGGAUCCAUGGGAGCAUGCUGCGUGCACACCGCUGUGUGCUGGCUGCCGGGAGCCCCUUCUUUCAGGACAAACUGCUUUUGGGCUACAGUGACAUUGAGAUCCCUUCAGUUGUCUCUGUGCAGUCCAUUCAAAAACUGAUUGACUUCAUGUACAGUGGUGUCCUUCGAGUCUCCCAGUCUGAAGCUCUGCAGAUCUUGACUGCUGCGAGUAUCCUGCAGAUUAAGACAGUCAUUGAUGAGUGUACUCGUAUUGUCUCUCAGAAUGCUGGCUCUGCUGGAAUUAGAGGGUUUACACUGAUUCCUGGGGAUUCAGGACAGGAGACUCCAAGAGGGACCCCAGAGUCAGGCACUUCAGGGCCCAGCAGCGAUGCAGAAUCAGGCUACAUGCAGCCUCACUCUCAGCAUGGCUUGGAUCGCAUUUAUUCAACCCUGUAUGCAGGAAUCUCCAUACAGAAUGGAACAACUGACCGCUCCUACUACGGAGGAGGAGUUGUAGGAAAUUAUGAGGUCCUCCAGAAGGAUCCUCAUGUGCAGGAUCCAGCCUGGAUUACCCGAAUCCAUGAAAGAUCUAGACAUAUGGAAAGGUUUCUCUCCACCUCUGAAACAACCCACUGCCGCAAGCAGCCCCGGCCUGUGCGAUUGCAGACUAUAUCAGGAGGUCUGCACAUCAAGCAAGAAGCAGAAGAUGAUUACGACUACUACAGGCAGUCAAGGGUGCAGGCACUGGAGCGCAACGAAUCAGAAGAAUGCACUGAAGAUACAGACCAGGCUGAAGGCACAGAGAGUGAACCCAAAGGGGAGAGCUUUGACUCUGGUGUGAGCUCAUCCAUUGGAACUGAGCCUGACUUGCUGGAACAGCACUGUGUAGCCAGCUUUAACCGAGAUGACCAUCAAGAUCUCAUGCAAACGGAACAAAGUGAAAUUUUAGCUGACACAGCACUACAGACUGAUGGUAAUGAAUCCUCUUCUCCAGAAAGAAUGAACGAAGAUGGUGAUACAGGAGGCUCACAGAGUGGUGGAGAGGUGGCAUUGUCCAAUGACAAAGGCUCACUGCAGCCUUUAGCAAAUCCUAUCAUAUCACAGCCUGUGCCUGGUACACAGCUAUACCUGCGCCAAUCAGAUGCCCUCACCAGCAACCUGAGAAUGCCACUCACCCUGACCAGCAACACCCAGGUUAUUGGCACUGCUGGAAAUACAUACCUGCCAACCCUUUUUGCCACUCAGUCAACUGCCAGCAGCAAGCCCUUCCUCUUCAGCCUCCCGCAGCCACUGACUGGCCAGCAGCCACAUUUUGUGACCGUGCCACCAUCCAGUCUGCCUCCAUUCUCAACUCCGCUCCCUGGUCAACAACCCCCAGGCCAGCAGGUCAGCCAGAACACUACAGUGGCUGGUCAGGGAGAGAAGAAGCCGUACGAGUGCACACUGUGUAGCAAGACAUUUACUGCAAAGCAGAACUAUGUCAAACACAUGUUUGUGCACACAGGUGAGAAACCACACCAGUGCAGCAUCUGUUGGCGCUCUUUUUCCUUGAAGGAUUACCUUAUAAAACACAUGGUGACACACACAGGGGUGCGUGCAUACCAGUGCAGCAUCUGCAACAAGCGCUUCACCCAGAAGAGCUCCUUGAACGUCCACAUGCGACUACACCGCGGAGAGAAGUCCUACGAGUGCUAUGUCUGUAAGAAGAAGUUUUCCCAUAAAACCCUCCUAGAGAGACACAUGGCACUACACAGCAGCAGCAACAACAGCAGCAGCACUAUUGGUGGCAGUGGAGGAGCAAACAUCAGCGGCCCAGUAACAGUCCCUGUCCCAGUCCCUGUCCCAGUUCCUGUUCCAGUUUCUAUCCCAGAACCUGGAGCUGGGCCAGUGUCAACUAAUGGUGCCACUGGGGCAUCAACAGGGGCUGUGACCAUCAGAGUAGGAGCUGAAGCGAGCUGCCCAGAGGGGACCACCUAUGUGUGUGCAGUUUGCCCUGCUAAGUUUGACCAAAUGGAGCAGUUCAACGAUCACAUGCGGCUUCAUGCUGCUGACGGAUAAGUAGGAAGCAAAGAAUGGCACUAGAAUUUUUAUUUUAUUAUUUUUUGCAGUUUUUUUUUUUUGUUUUUUUUUUUUUGUUUUUUGUAAUUUGGGGCAUGAAGAGUUCUAGACACUGGCACAUUACAUUACCCAGAGAAAAACUUUUUGGUAUACUUUAAGUAAAUAAAUAAUUAAAUAACAGAUGGUGGCCUUAAGGCUGUGUAGUUUGUCCGAGAUCCACUGGCUGGGUCCCCUCUACUGGCCUCUAAAUGUACCUUCUUAUGAAACUGGUUUGGGUGUUGAACACUACAGCAGGCCGACUAUCUCUAAAAAGCGUGGAUUUCUCGUUCCUGUCAAGACCAUUUAUGGACACUGGCAAUGUCCAAAUUAACUGUGGUAUUCAGGCCUCUUUUCAAAAGUUUUUACCUGGCAUGCUUUAUAAAGUAAUGAUGGUCACAAGUUUGCCUUUUCUACCCAGAGUGAAGACGAAGGAAGUUACCGUAACGACACUGGCUUUUUUUUUAAUUUAUUGCAGGGUGGCACUGGUACCAGGAGAGUUGGAGCGCAACCUGUGCUACCACCGCUAAGGUACAAGACAAUGGUUUUUAGGUUAGUGAAGUGAGGGAAAGUUUUUCUUUUUCCACACGUCUGAUGGUUCAGGUAAAGUUUACGACACAGAGGUGCGUUUUUAUACAUCAGUAUUUGAAAAUAAAAUGUUAAAGUUGUUCCUUUAUAUGUAUACACUGCCACUAAUAUUUUAGAAGACUGUUAAGGCUGUUUGACCUCUUCCACUUAGAAAAUGUGAGUUUCCAAAACCUAGAAGCAGAAGUUUGUUUCCUUUUUUAUUAUUAUUAUUAUUUUUUGUAUAAUCAUAAGUAAUGUUUAGCUUUUAAUUUGUGUUUUGGACAGCAUUAGAAUUGUGUCCAGCACCGCACCCGCAUGCUGUCUAUUUAUAAUGCUGCUCCUUAAUAUUAUUUAACUUACUUGCUUUAGACUGUUAUCAGCUGCUGUUUCAAUCCACUUGUUGUAAUUUCCUUUGCUUUUUGUAUUUUUAUUUUUAUUUUUUUAUUUGGAAAGGUUUACCUAGAAAGGAAGAGGACAGGUGGAGUUGCUAAUGAGCUUGAGCCACCUUGUACCUUAACACUGGACUCCUUUUCUAUGAGAAGAUAACAAGCGGAACAGAAAAUGCACUACUUAUGAGAUGUUGCUGCCACCUGGUGGCCAACAUACCGCUUUAUUUAUUCUAGCAAAGGUACAAGGAAGGCCAAAAUGAUGGCCUAGUCAGUGCCGACUUUCCAGCCAGUGACUCUGAGGCUUACUAAAAUGGUCCUGAGGCGUGGCAUACAGUGCCGCCCCCACACCUCCUAAUUCCCCACCAAUCCGUUGCCAUGCCUAGGACUGAGUGCACAGUGCGUUUGACAAAAACGAGAGAGUAAAUGACUUCCUUUGUAGAAUUUAGUCUCCUGCUACAUUUCCAUGAGACUGAAAGUGACUAUUUGCACAUUUCCUUCAGAUGUCUGUGCUUAGUAUUACAAUUGAAAUGUUUUAUUUCAGAACCAGAAACUCUAUGGAUAAUUUUGUAAGAAAAAAAAAAAAAACUUUUUAAAUAGCUGUCCAGAAACUUGAGAAGAGGACUGCAAACAUGUUGCACUGCUGAAACCAAUAAGUGCACUACUGAUACCAGGGCUGUCGUACCUUCAGCCUAGUUUGUUUUUUUUUUUUUGUAUUUUUUUAGCUUUUCUGUUCAACGCAGUUUCAGCUUCCUUUGUUGAAAGAGCAAGCACGAUUUAAAGAGAGAAAGGGUGAAAGACAGAGUGCUUAAGUGACAUUUCCCCCAUAAUUUUAAGUCUUAUUUGGAAGAAGGGGAACUGUAAUUCAUUGUGGCAAUUGUGUGCCAUUUGUGGGCACCCUUGUUGCACUGUAGAGGCUUUUACUCUGUUGCUGUCAUGUUAUCAGUGCAGGUUAAAUUACAUUCUUGCUUCCUGCAUGAUUGCAAUGUUUGCAAGCCAUUUCUGCUGCAGCUCAGUGCCACCUUGUUCUUGCUGGAACUGGCACAAUUGUGAUGGUUCAAGGGUCUUGUCUGCCACUCUGGUCUUCAGCUUUCCCAGUAUAAGUAGAUAUGGUAGAGAUAUUUGUCUAAUUCCACUAUUUUUGUUGUAGUUAUUUCUUCCUGACUGGUCACAGUAACCACUCUGCUUUGAAUGUAGCAGGCCUACCACAGGUUUGCCUAUGUAAGUCUUGUGCCUGUUACCUGCCCACCUUCACUGUAGAGUAAUGCACAUCCUUUGGUUCUUUUCUGGGUAAACAUCAGCGCACCCCAGAGAUUAUCAUACAGUAAAAAUAAAAAAUAAAGGAACCUGUAAUGUGCUAGUCUAACACUAAGCAAUCCUUUUGCUGAUUCUGUCACACACUAUGGCUACAGAAUCAGAAACAAAAGUGCAACCGACACAAUUACAUUCUCUACCUUUCUUUUUUUCUGUGCUAAGCUGAAUGGAGCCAUUUAAAUUUUCACUACUAGCCAGAUUAUUAGAAUAACAGUAUCUUAUAUAUAGUAAAUGAGCUUGACUGAUUGACUCAGUGGCCUCUUUCUGACAAACUGGGUUUGAAUGUAAAGAUUGACAACCUGUAUAAAAGGUAGUAUUAAAGAUUUAUGAGUCUGUAUUUUAAAAAAAAAAUCUUGAUGUUUGUAAAGAUGAUGAUUUCAUUCAUUCACCAUGUUUCAGUACCACUUGUCCUUGUUUGUGGUUGUUUUAACAUUUAUUUCUGAACCUUCAUGACUGUUGAGGAGCUUCCUUGGAUUAACAGUUUUUAAAAUCAAAUAAUGGAUUACCCCACUGUGACAAUAAACUCAAACUUAAAUUCUUUUUUGAAGUGUUUUGAAGAACAAUUCAAUUGAGUAGGACAGAUGAUGUGUUGAGCUCUUCAAGAUAUCAGUUGCGGUCGCUGUGUGAGUGGCAAGACAAAUCCCAGCACACUGCAUUAUUUCCCGUUUAAGCAGAAAGGGUGGCAACUCAAGCUCCAGUGCAUUUUACAUUAUGUUAUUCAGAAUAAAGUUUGGAGACUUUAUGUAUGUAUCCAUGCAGAGUUUGCUGCUCAUCAUAUAUAUUUUAAGGCACUAAGCCAAUUUACCUUUAUGCCAGCUUAUUUUUAUGCUGUAGUCUUUACUGUGACGCAACCCUGUCAUUUAGAGUGGGCGCUGUAUGGUUUUAUUUUUUUUGUAUCACGUUAUUAAAGUCCAGAUUCUCUCUUGCACAUGUGUUUCUGGUGCAGAACACCUGGAUGUGCUUUGAAAAUGCUCAUCGCCUUAAUAGCCAGAGGAGGAAUGUGCAAGAUCUCAAGAGACUGCACCCUCUCAGCAAAUCGGACAACUUCCUUUGCCAAGAUGGAGCUGAGGGCCAACCAUACCGUUCGUUCCCAGGAGAUUCCUCCGCACAGCUCCAGCAAGGACAGAAACAUACAGUGGUUUUACUCAUUUUGACAGAGAAUUUUUCAACUUUGCAUAUUUUUACAGAACUUUUUUAUGCUCUGCAUUUUUUAACUGAACAGUCUUUAUUUUGCAUGUUUUAAUUUUACUCUUCUGUAGUGCACACGACUUCCUGUAGAAUCGGUGCGGAAACAUUUGCACUCGGGGGAGGGAGGACAGAGGCUUGUAGGUUUUCAGCUUUUUUAUCUUAUUGUAUUCUUUUUGUAAUAAGGGACUUUUGGACUUUCUGUUAGAAGCCCCUCUCUGGACUCCACAUCCAACGUCCUGAAAUGUGUCUUUUACAGCAAAUUAAUUUACUAUAUUUUGCCCCAUUUGAAACCAAAGGGCUAGACAAAAAAAGAAACAGAUGGAUUUUGAUAUAUGCUGUAAAGGACUAAGUGGGAUGGCUGCUGUCAGUUGUGUGCUCUCCACCAGAGCAUUGUUUCUUAAUUCACUUCCGAAUGGCUUAAUCUGUGCCUUUCUGACUGACGCUAUGCUUUGACCCACUGGUGACUCCUAACAGAAUUUAGCCUUAUGAUGGAAGGAAGUGCUCAUUGUAAUGAGUUGUUUUAUUUCCAAGCCUACAAUUGCCCAUGUCAUAAUAGCAAUGCCUUUAACGAACAGCAGCCUGCAACCUUUUCUUCUCACCGUGUAACAGUAUGGCUAGACUGACCCUUUAGGUAUUUUCCUGCAGCACUCUACACAAGCAGAGCUUACUAGCAGAUUUGUCUGGUUGCACCAUCAGCUUACCUAAAACGCAGUGUAGCUUUGCAAAGCACUGGCAGCUUUUGCAGGAAAAGGCAAUCUGAGGCCUUUCAUUUGUGGAAAAAUUGAGAAAUCUGCUUUGGGCUAAUGAUGUACAGUACAUUGCAUAUAUUCAACAGUCCUUUCUAACAAAACUGUUCUAAAUGUUUAAUCCUAGUCUCAUAUAUCAGAGUUUGGCAGGGACGUUUUUCAGUCCAGCCAUUUUGAAUUACUGCAUACUUCCUUACAUUUGACUCCAAGUACUGCACAUAUCUCCACCUUUCUAUUUUCUCCCGCAUGACUGGGCUCCCCUUUAAAAUGGAAAAAUGGACAAGUAGGUCCUGUAGGCAUGUGAUCUGCCUGCUUGGACAUAAAACAACAAGAGAACUGACAUCUUUCUGGCUCAAGCAACCAGAUAAGGGAGGAGCCGCUCAGUUGCUCACAUUCUAAAAAUGUGCCACCUGUGUCCUCCUUAUUUUUAAAUGAGCCUUAAAAUGAAAUCUUAAAGUGAAAAUUGAUCUUCUUAUGUAGAGAUAAUCUCUUACCAUGCUAGUGUGUUAACAGUGAUGAAGAUCUCUUUCUGUAUUUCUGCUUUGAACUACAUAAUGCUGAAUUUGAGUUAAGUGCUUCAUGAGUUCACAGUGUCUCAGAUUUUUCCUUUGCUCAAUGGGCGACAGCAGUUUGGUUAAGGAGACACAGUAACAGAUCUGCCUACUUUAAAGUUGGCAUUUUGGUUAUUUAUUUAAAAAGCCAAUGAGCAACAUAAUACUUUUAGAGCAUUUUGGUGACUGAAACACCCAUCAUGCCUUCUCACCAUCAUUCCUUCUGGCUGAGGCUGGAGCUGUUAAAGUGCAGCACGUAUAACAUUUCAGUUUUCAGGCUGAUGUGUUCCAGUUUACUGUGUCCAGUGGGUCCCAUGAACACAAAAAUAAGAAAAAUCUGAAAUUCAUUACCUUGUACGUAAGUGAUAGCCCAAUUUUUAAAUCUUUAUCCCCCAUUUUAUCCAAAAUAUUUUGGGGGAUCAGGGCAGCCUUAAAAUCACAGGACAUAUAUAUUAUAUCAACAAAUACUACAUAUAUGAAAAAAACUUUUUUUUUUGAGGGCAGCAUUCUUUGAGGUAGCUGUUGUCAACAACACUUUGCCAUUGUCACACCGGCAAUGCCACCUUUCUAUAAUCAGAAAAUUCUUCCUCAGAAGCAAGACGCUUCAAGAUCACUUCAUUGAAAUUUAACACUGGGUAAAUAUCCAAUCUCAUUAAUGAAGCGUUUGACCAGAGAUGUUUUGCAUUUUUUUUAAGAUAUGUUUAAUUUCCAGAUGCUUUCUCUCUCCUGCGAUAUACAUUUAAAAUGAGAAAAACUGAAGUAGCAGAUCUAUAAACGUAAAUUGUUAAUGAGAAACCAAUCCUUCAGUGAAGAGAGCCAAACUGGCACCUAUUCCAGUCAUGCAGUUAUACACAAUAUGGUUUUCUUUCGAUCAGACUGAAAUAUCACAAAGCAUAUACAAGCAAAGCAAGCAUAAACCAAAGUUACACUUAUUCUUGCCUGGCAACUGGCCCUGAACUGGAAGUUAAAGGCAGUAUCUUAAAGAGAGCCCUUUAGUUGCACACAAGUGAAAUCUGACAUUACUAUAGGACAUACUGCCACAUGGGCGCACCAAAGAUAAACGUUUUACAUCAGAUGUAAAUUACUGACUCUUUUUAAUUGAACUCUGUGCCUGGGUUUGCUUUUUAUUGUUCUGUUUUGGCACUUCCUUAAUGAGUUUUAGAGGAUGCUAUGACAUGUAUCUUUUACUUUGUUACCAAAACCAGCAAAUGUGAAGUGCUUUGGAAAAUUCUAGAUUACUAACCUGCUUGUUAAGGCAGCUUUUUUUUUUGUUUAUGUUGCUGUAAUAACGGUAGAUAGUUGUGAUGAACAGACAUACUGUGGGGCAGCUCUUUCAUUGUCGUUCAUGCUUGUGCCUAACACAGCAGAUUACCAGCUUUAAACAACAUUUAUAGGGGGACAAAUGUGAAAGCAAGCCACAACAGUAAUGCAUGUCUUAAAUUUUUUUAAAACUGUACCUUACUGCAACAUAGACAAAAGUGAAGUCUACUUGAGUAAAGAUUUGAUUAAAAGCACACAUUGGUCUCUGAUUAACUGAUAGUUUGCAACAAAAACCUGUAAACUCAUUGGCACUCCACAAUCUCAGUUGGUUACCCAUGUGAUAGCAGGACUUGUGGGAGAAAUGGGUUAGGGCACUUUGUAAUGAGGUUGCUCUUCAAGUUAUUCAUAUUGAGGAUGUGUACCUUUCAACAUUAUCUGCCAUCUUGCUUCAUUACUUACAUUCAGUUUCAAAAAGCUCAGAUACUUCUUUUAGUCCAUUCAUUCAUUUGCUGAUUCUGCUUUUCCAGUACAGGGUCAGGGAGAGCCGGCGUAAGGCACAAGGCAAGAACCAGCCCUGGACAGAUCAUUAGUCCGUGGCAGGCCACAGUCACACUCAGUUGUGAAGGUCAAGUUUUAAGUCACCAGUUUUCCUGAACUGCACAUUUGUGUGAGAGAACUGAAGUACUCGGGAAGAUCAACUUCCUGGGAAAACUGUUUACUGAAGUGGGAAGGCAGCAGUAUUAACCAUUGCAUACAUUUCUAUACAUUGCAAAAAAAAAAUGACACACAUGGUUCUAAAAAUCCAUCCACUUACUCAGCCCAGGAGAUAAACGUUAUCAACCAGUAUAGAAAGAAACUCUUGGUAACAUUGGAUUCCACAGUAAAUAAAACUUUAUGACAAUCUGAGGCAGCCAACUGUUUGGAACGUGCUGUUCAUUCACAAGUUUCUUUCUGCUAUGUCACUAGUCAGGUGUUCAGCCUUAAAGUGUCAGGUUGUGUUAUUAGUCUACUGAUGACAACUUAAAGGGAUCUUGACUGUCUGCUUUCAGAGCUCUGUUUCCUUCAUUUGUUAGCUAAAAGAGCCACAUCUCACCAGCAGAUAUGGCCAUGAGAUGUGUCAACUGCCUGCAGAACAGGUUUGUAACAAGAGAGAUAUAAAGGCUUCCUUUCUGCAAAAACUCCGCUUUCGAGCAGUAUGGAGUGGAACUGUAAGCCUUUGUCUGUUGACCCUAAAGUGUAUAAUCGUUUUGAGCAAGAGAUGUGCUUUACAGUGUUAGCAGCCUGUGGGAGGGUUCAUUGUUGGGUCUAUUGCCAUAUCUUACUUUGAAGGAAGUUGUUGACCCUCAAAUGUCUUUGGGAUUAUAUGCUUUGAGAACAUUUUGUUUGGGGGCAGAUAGAAUUCACCUUUGCCUAAUACUGUACACAAUGGUUUGUUUGUACUGGACAGUUCCCCUUUUAACUCACUGAGAAUUAUGCAGCCUCAGUUUUUUGUACAUUCCCCUUAGGAGCUAACACUGACACACAUGGAUCACUGUGAACAACAUGGCUGAAAAAGCAGCACUGGGGGCUGUAACUUUGGAGGCUCUCAAUUAUGGUGGUAUAUUGUUUCUUACAGGUUCCCUCUCUUUAUUGGCACCUCUGGAUCUUGGGUUGCAAAGAAGCGGCCAUUUAUUCUGUCCACCAACAAAGCUUGGCAUUUUAGACGACAUGUCCAAGGUUUACUGGACAAGGACCAAACCCUUCUUGUCUCUUUAGCACAAUCACCACUCCACUGUACUCCUAACUUGACUUCUGCCUUAGGCUGCUCUGAAUUCACUUUGGCCCAAAGGUAAACAUUAAUGUAACAAAAACAUUUUCCACAAAUCCACCACUUUCUGAAACUCACAAUAUCAUUAGAGAUAAAAAAAAGAGUAGCGUUUCACUAACUUCUACUCCAAAGUGGAAAGGACCCUGCUGAACCACCCAGAAUAUUGAACAAGUGAUAAGGCAAGCAGCUCAGUCUUCAGUGUUUUGUUAUUUUUUUUUUUUUUCUCAGUCCAUAUCUUCCGUGUUUAUGUUACAUAGAUUCCGUAUUUUUUAGGAUCUUGGAGAGUUUUUGUACAUCUCGGCAGCAGGAAAAUUUUCUUUGCCAUCAGCCUCCAGUUUCUGUUUGGCAGGCGUAAGUCUAGCCUGCCUUAGUUGAACACAUUUAUGAUAAAACCAAGUUUGCCCUUAAGGAUAUGCUGCAGUAAUGUUUCUCAACUCGAAUUCUUGAUAUGUGUUCGGAGUUGGCUUUCUUGUCUGUUUUUUAUUGUUACAAAAAUGUUUGUAAUGUAAAGACUGCUGUUUUUGAGCUGGAUAAAAAGGGGAUUUUUUUAAUAUAUGAGGGUGUUUUAUAUUCUGACUUGUCAAAACACUGGACUGUGAUUGUGUUUGUGAUGUGUCCGUAAGGAAUGGCCCGGCCCGCAACGGCGUCUUUUCCACCUUUCUGAUUAAAGUUCAGAAUUGCUAACGAGGAGGCAGGAGAUCAUCGGUCUCCAGUGUCUUCCCCAGUGUAACCCUGAUUGAUCCCUGCUAGUAAUGAGAUAGCGUAGUGAUGUGCCACAGCCCCCUCCCCAGCCCCACUGAGAGAUGCCCACUGCAGGCACAAGCUCAGAGGCAUUUUAUUGCUAAUCAGCAGAUUUGCCUUUUAGUGAUUUGAUUCUUAAUUUAAAAAUGUAUCUGUAUACAGUACACAGAACACGUUCCUUGUUGAAGGGGGGGCUGUCAUGAAUGAUUUAUUAUUCAACCUUUAGCCCAAAUGUUUAACUUCAAAUACCAAAAAAAAAUUGAAUAGUCCCAAAAAAAAAAAAAUAAGAUACGUGAUGCCCUGGAGGUCACUGUGCUAAAGACCAAACAGUUUUUUCUAUUAUUUCUUUUGUGCUCUAUUAAAAAAAGGGAUACCAGUCAAGCACCUUUAAACUGAAAAGGGUGAGGGUUGGCAAAAAGAUGCAUCACCCCUAAUUGAGAGAUGCCAUUGCAGUCAAGUCCUUCUAAGGUGGGCAAGUGUGGCUCUUUUAGGCCAAGUAUCAGCACCUUCAUGAAUUUGGGUUGCACUAACUGAGUCAUGGUGUUUUAUGUGCGUAGCAAUACACCUCUGUGCCAGGCAGAGAGGUGCCAGGAAAGGCCAGAUGGCAAAGCAUUGAAGAUUUCACGUGGAGAUAUUUAAGAUGGAUUUGUGAUGGCUUUCUAAGCCACUUACCAAUCUAAAACCUAAUCACACUUCCUCUAGCAGAUCAUGCAAGUUAUAUCCCAAGUCGCUGGGUACAAAGUCUAAACAACAACCAAAUCUGCCCUUCUUUCUGCUUCCUCUAGUGAUACGUUUGGCAUAGGAAAAAAGGUUUUGGUUGCAGGUCAACGACCACAGUAUGAAUCUAAAGUAUUGCAUUAGCCGUAAGGACCGAAGCCACUGCAUUCAGCCCUGGCUGCUUUAACCAAAAACUCUGCAGUAUUGCCGUUGUUUUGCUCAACCUCCAUAUCUAAACGUGUCACGUUACAGAGGAAGCGCAGUGACGUGCCUUCUGUUAGCUUCUCAUUGAACAAUCAGAGUCGAUGACCGGAAAACUGCUCCAGCCAUUUUAGGCAAACACUUUUUGCACUAAAGCCUACCCACCGCUAGUGUAAGCCAAUCACAUCACCAAAAAAAAAAAAAACAAAAAUCUCGCCACAUCACAAAGUAAGGGUUCAUAGCCGUGAACUCAAUCCAUUUUAGUAUCUCCACGUGCAGCAUCCUCUCCAAUCCGCCCGCUGGCGUCAAGCCAAGAGGGUGCAGGCCUUUUCACACCUCUGCUUUGCCAGGUCAGGCGCUACUGGUUAAACAAAGACAGUGAAAACUAGCAGUUUGUUUAUUUUAUUCCAGUUUGCUUUCUUUCUGUUUAUGUUGGAAAAUAAAAUCAACUAAAUGUCAAUUGAAGACGCAUGGGGUCGCUUCGGGACCUUUGGACUUUUUUCUUUUUAUUUUUCUGUUAUCUUCGGACAGGGGAAGCAAACUGAAAACAUAAUAAGAAAUCUAUACAAGAGACUUUAAAAGCACCUUACACAUGGCAGCCUAAUGAGAAAAGGCUGUCAUUUUAUUGUUUCUUAUUUAGCACCUUAAUAUAUGUUUUAAGUCUCCUGUUGUUUAAGUUGUUGUCCAACAUUUCACCUGUUUAACUAAACUGCCUUGUAUAUUAUUUAAGGAGAACCUUUAUCUGUUUUCUACAAAUAUUUAAAGGCAUGUGCCAAAGUCCCGAAGCUGAUCCCUGUGUCUUCUCUCAGCUCUUAGUCAUAAUCACGCUAUGUCAUUUAUGAGACCUGUAUUGUACACCUUCCUUUCAAGUGCUUUAAAAAAGAAAAUUCUACCAGUUUUAUUUUAGCCGACCGUAUCCUAACUUGCCAUUUACAAUUAGCCCUGUGCUUCACGUAUAUUUACCUGUGAUGUGUAUUCGUUACUAUAAAGAAUAGCCGUAGUGCUUCAUUACGUUCUAUAUUAUUGUGACUUUUCGAAAUACUGUGAAGACUUAUCUUGCGUAUACUUUAUACAGAAGUAUUAAGCCUUAAUACAAAAGAUAAAAAGAAAAAAAUGUUGUGUGGAAGAAAAAAAUGAUUGUUGCUAAGUAAGGAUGAAGAUUUUUUUGUAAAUGUUACCAGCACUUUUUUUUGUAAGUUUCACUUUCUGAGGUAUUGUACAAGUUCACGCUGUUUGUGAAGUUUGAAUAUGAAGGAAAUAAAAACUCUAGUACUUUCCUGUACUUUACUCAA
Messenger RNA from Polypterus senegalus (gray bichir), 14508 nucleotides. It is a transcript of the gene zbtb20, whose product is annotated as zinc finger and BTB domain containing 20. The record is from RefSeq and is a predicted model, not a curated record. Gene Ontology annotation, biological process: regulation of cytokine production; negative regulation of transcription by RNA polymerase II; regulation of immune system process. Lineage: Eukaryota; Metazoa; Chordata; Cladistia; Polypteriformes; Polypteridae. The coding region runs from base 1561 to 3702 and encodes 713 amino acids. Gene Ontology annotation, molecular function: protein binding. The transcript has 7 exons.